Messenger RNA from Ilex paraguariensis (yerba mate), 273 nucleotides. The record is from the annotation of a GenBank genome assembly. NCBI's taxonomy places the organism in Eukaryota, Viridiplantae, Streptophyta, Magnoliopsida, Aquifoliales, Aquifoliaceae.
AUGGAUACCAUUCAGGGGCGGAGAGCCAACCCAACCCAACCCAACCCAGCCUGUGACAGGCCUCUUGUUUUCCACAGUAAUGUCAAAACCCAUGUAUUUAACUAUAUGGGGAGAGCUAAGCUGAGAAAGAAAGCGUUUUUCUUUUUGCAAGAAGCUGGAGGUGGAACGCUCAGUGGACUUGACAGCGAAGAGCUGGCCGGAGGUGGUGGCGGCAAGAGAGACGGUGACGGCGGAGCCCCGGCCUAUGGUGGGACCCCUAGUCCACUCCAUUAG